UAAAAAUAAAGCGCUUAUAACGUUGGUACUAAAAAUAAUUGUUGACGGUUUCAAAAUGAGGCUUCCGUUGCACUUUAGUAAUAUAAAUAAUGCGCAUUUCUUCCACUGAACAACAGUGAGCGACACACGCAUUUAGGGACAAGUAAAAAAUAUAAAUAUUACAAAUGGAACCUGCAAUAAUUGUUCAUGGCGGAGCAGUGAAGUUUUCUGGCGAGAAAGUAGGGAGGGCAUUAGAAGGCACAAAAAAUGCUGCCUCCAGGGGGUAUCGUAUUCUGAUUCAAGGGAGGUCAGCUAUAGACGCAGUGCAGGCUGCUAUAUGUGAGCUAGAAAAUGACCCGACAUUUGAUGCAGGUACUGGCUCACCUCUAACAUCAGAAGGCGAUAUUGAGAUGGACGCCGUUAUAAUGGACGGUAGAACAUUGGAGUCAGGGGCUGUAGCUGCCGUGAAAAACGUGAAAAAUCCAAUUGUAUUGGCAAGAAUGGUAAUGGAAAAUACGCCCCACUGUCUCUUGGUAGGACAAGGGGCAAAUCAGUUUGCAGACGAAGAAGGAGUGCCUAGAAUUUCAAAAGAAAAGCUUAUUACGGAAGAAAACAGAAACAAAUUGUUAGAGUUCAAAAGCUCAUACGGGAAAGCUGUAAUGAACGAUUUUAGCACAAGGGACCAUGAUACUGUUGGGGCUGUAGCUAUUGACAAGGAUGGUAACAUCGCAUUUGGAACGUCAACAGGUGGUAUAACAAACAAGAGGCCUGGCAGAGUCGGGGAUAGCCCUUUAGCUGGAAUAGGCGGUUAUGCUGACAAUAAGGUCGGAGGUAUCUCAUGCACCGGUCAUGGGGAGUCAAUAACUAGAGUGGCUUUGGCAUAUGAUAUCAUAUCAAAAAUGAAAUAUGCAAACAUGACCAUACAAGCCGCAGCAGAUGAGGCCUUAAGCGAAAUGAGUGAAAAACUUGCAAAUGCUGAGAAUAAUUUCUCUGCCGGGGUGAUAGGCAUUGGCAAGGAUGGUGUGCCGGUGUACUCAUUCAAAACAGAACAAAUGGCUUGGGCCUGGGCCAGAAAUGGGAAGCUGCAUAAUGGCGUUAAUCCCGGAGAUGAUGAUGUAUACUCUGUUGAGAUUGACAGCGACAGCACUCUCAUCAAGGAUGACUGAUUCAGAGUAAAUACAGAUUAAGUGAGGAGGAUAGGGGGUACAUAAUAAUUGAAGGAGAUAACAUUCAAACAAUAACACUCCUUUUAUAAAAAACUGAAUUGUAUGUCUUGUCUUAAAUAUAUAUAUCCAUAGUUAUUCCUUUUGAUGUUUUACAUUAUACAUUAAAAAAUUUUUAUACAUUCUUUUGUUUUGUACAGACUUCAUAUAUACAUUCUACUAAUGUCAAUUUAACAGUUUUAACAUUCCUCUUGUUUCCAUGACAAAUAUUAUAUCGUUCUCUCUCAUGAUUAUUAGUCUAUCUAUUUAAUCUGUCUACCAUUGUUCCCUAGAUAAAAUAUAUAUUGCACAAACUAAACUAGUCAAAUGAAAGACAUGAUUUUGUUAACUUUCUUUAGACAAUGUUGUCGUCCCAUGUUUCUAUUAAUUAUUUCCAGUGUAUUUUAUGAUAAAGUUAAAAUCUAUUUCCCCUUAAAAUACAAGUCCUGUAGUUUCAGAUACGAUCUAUUCACUUCUCGUAAGCUAACAUGUUGUGUUUUUUUCCAAAGCUCGGACCAUUCUAUGCUUUUUAUCCAUGUCUUAUAAAUUGUUUUAUACAUUUGAAUAUUCGUUGGCCCUUUAUCGAUAAUUAUCUGAAUCCUGUGUCUAUAACUUAACUUAACGAACAUAAUACUUGCCUUCUUAGCCAUAUAUCGUUAGUGACGAUUGGUUAAGGCUUAGGAGUAGGUUAGAAUCUUAAUGAAACAAUUUUUAUAAAGUCAAUGUAUUUUUUUUUUCUUUUGCAAAACUUGCCUAUUAUUUUCUGUGCAUGCCAAUCAUCCAUUGUGUGCCUUUAUAUAUUGAAAUUAUGAAAAUUACAUAAACAUUAUGAUACAUAUAUACUUUAAAGCUAUGAACUUUAAAAAAGACACCAAAUAUAAUCAAAUGACUUGUCAAUCUAAUCAAAUAGAAUCUUAUUAAAAUCUAUUGUAUGAUUAAACAUCAAUAGGUAAAUCAUAAUAAAUUAUGGAAACUAUCGAAAAAUCUAAAAAAAAAAUCAGUUUCAGGUCAAUAAUGCCAAACAAUAAAGUCUCCUAUAACACAUUAAUUUAUAUACAUGAUAAAAUUGAUUUCAUUAAUUCUUUAGGGUAAUUAAGUACGAAUAUUCUCAAGCAAUACAUGUGUCAUAUAACACGUCAGUUAUAUACAUGAUAGCAUUGUUUUGGUUAAUUUUUCAGCAUAAUUAAGUACACCAUUGCCAUCGGUAUGGGCAUACACAUCAUUAUUUUCUGUGUCAUGAUUUUUUAAGUGAUAAUUUUUUGUUGCUUUUACCGCUUAAAGUUUCCAUUGAAGGAUAUGCAUAUAAAUAUCUAGUUUUAUGUUUAUAAAUAGAUAUGUGUGUACAAAUUGUAUUACAAUUUUAAAUUGUCAAUCAUAUCUAUCAUUGAUAAACUUUCAAACAUGUUUCAAAUUAAUGAACAUAUCAAAGUUCUCUCUAUAUAUUUUUUAUUGAUAUAUUUAGCAUUAACAUGUAUUAAUAAACAGAAAUAAAACCAAUUUGUAUAUUGAA
Molecule: messenger RNA, 2691 nt
Organism: Ruditapes philippinarum (Manila clam)
Lineage: Eukaryota; Metazoa; Mollusca; Bivalvia; Venerida; Veneridae
Product: isoaspartyl peptidase/L-asparaginase-like
Exons: 8
Coding region: 165-1145 (326 amino acids)
Molecular function (GO): asparaginase activity
Source: RefSeq, a predicted model, not a curated record